AUGAGUAAAGACAAAACAAAAUUUUCGUUGAAUGUUAAUAUUAAAAGAGAAGAUGAGAAGGCAUUGGUUUAUUAUAAGCAAGAUGGUCAACGAUUUGAAUACAACUGUACAAUAAAGUUGAAUGUUGAAACUACUUAUAAAUUUCUUCUCACUUUUCGGCCUCCCCUAAAGGUGAAAUCUGCUACACUAAAAGGGACAUUGAUGGAAUUGCAUGAGGAAGAAAGAACUUCAGAAUUUGCUUCUUACAGUUUUGUAUGGGCAAGCCAUAAUGCUUGUGUCUCAAAGAAGAAUCACAGAGAUCACUUUCCUUUGUCAUUAGCUACAAAGUACGCGACACAGCAAAAAGUAGACCAAAAUUGGGAACCUGUAGUUGUUGCACAAGGUUCUCGUAUUGAUAGUUUGAGUUUGAAUACAUUGGACAUCACAUUCCAGUUCAAGUUUUACAAGGCUGAUGAUAACAACCACUGUGUCUGGGGUAAUGGUCUCCAUCAUAUUGAGUAUGAUUGUAUUUAUAAAUCUGAUUCCGAUUCUUAUGAAAUGGAAAAGGAAACUGUUAGAUGA
Molecule: messenger RNA, 561 nt
Organism: Uloborus diversus
Lineage: Eukaryota; Metazoa; Arthropoda; Arachnida; Araneae; Uloboridae
Product: CB1 cannabinoid receptor-interacting protein 1-like
Exons: 5
Coding region: 1-561 (186 amino acids)
Biological process (GO): negative regulation of signaling receptor activity
Cellular component (GO): plasma membrane
Molecular function (GO): type 1 cannabinoid receptor binding
Source: RefSeq, a predicted model, not a curated record